CUCUCGGCUCUCAGCGUGACGUAUGUCCUGGCGCCCGGUUAGUUAGCUUCAUAGCUAGUUAGCUAGUUGUUGUAGUUGACAGCGCACACUGGAGUCGGUCAGCGUUAGCUAACCAGCUAGUAAAUAACGUUUCCUGCCCUGGUGACUGUCGGCAUCUGCCAUGGACGACGAUAGCUACCCUAAAACCCUGUAUGUGGGAAACCUCUCUCGGGAUGUGACCGAAAUAUUAGUUCUUCAACUCUUCACCCAAAUUGGACCUUGUAAAAGUUGCAAGAUGAUCACAGAGCAUACAAGCAACGACCCCUACUGCUUUGUGGAGUUCUUUGAACACAGAGAUGCUGCUGCAGCCCUCGCAGCCAUGAACGGGAGGAAGAUACUAGGAAAGGAGGUCAAAGUUAAUUGGGCCACCACUCCCAGUAGCCUGAAGAAAGACACAACCAAUCACUUCCAUGUUUUUGUGGGUGAUUUGAGCCCAGAGAUUUCCACCGAGGAUGUCAAGGCUGCAUUUGGACCUUUUGGGAAAAUCUCGGACGCUCGUGUUGUGAAGGACAUGGCGACAGGCAAAUCAAAGGGGUAUGGAUUUGUGUCCUUCUACAACAAACUGGAUGCAGAGAAUGCCAUUGUCAACAUGGGGGGGCAGUGGCUCGGAGGACGCCAAAUCAGGACCAACUGGGCAACACGUAAACCACCAGCUCCAAAGAGUUCCCAGGACAAUUGCUCAAAGCUGCUGAAGUUUGACGACGUAUUGAGUCAGUCCAGUCCACAGAACUGCACCGUGUACUGUGGGGGGAUCCAGUCAGGAUUAUCAGAACACCUAAUGCGACAGACCUUCUCCCCCUUUGGUCAAAUAAUGGAAGUCAGAGUUUUCCCAGAGAAAGGAUACUCUUUCAUCAGGUUUUCUUCACAUGACAGUGCUGCCCAUGCCAUUGUUUCAGUCAAUGGCACAGCCAUUGAAGGACAUAUGGUGAAGUGCUACUGGGGCAAAGAAUCUCCUGACAUGGCAAAAAAUCCACAGCAGGUUGAGUACAAUCAGUGGGGACAAUGGAACCAGGUCUAUGGAAGUCCACAGCAGCAGCAGCAACAGCAGCAGCAACAGCAACAGCAGCAGCAGCAGCAACAACAGCAGCAGCAGCAGCAGUAUGGCCAGUAUGUGACCAAUGGGUGGCAAGUUCCCUCCUACAGCAUGUACAACCAGACAUGGAACCAGCAAGGAUUUGGAGUAGAGCAGUCCCAGUCCCCAGCCUGGGUGGGAAACUUUGGAUCUCAGUCAGCCCAGGCUGCAGCCCAACCUGCUCCAGUAAUGUCCAACUUGACCAACUUCAGCAUGGCUGGCUACCAAUCACAGUGAGCUGGCUCUAAACUAAGUAUAACACCAGGGAGCAUUUGUGAAGCCUUCAGACCACACAGCACUCUUUCAACUGGACAUCUUUGGUAACAGAGGGACAGGGGCCAUAUUCACAAAGCCUUUGUAGCGAGUAGUUGCUCCUGCGCUAGUAAAAUGAUUCUUUUAAAUGACUAUGCUAAUUUGACUUAGAACUUCUUUUAAGUUUAUUUGAUGAUGAUUAAGAGUUCUGCUAUGGAAAAAUGCUCUUGGGCGUCUGAAGUUAAUCCAAACCACCUGACUAUCUGUCCAGCCAUGUAAAUGUUUGGCCCCAUGAAAAUCAUACCUGGUCUGUGACAAGAGGAUUUGAAGCAUUAGCAUGUUUACAGGAUAGGUAUCCAACAGACAGACUCUUUGGUGCUUUUCCUCUCAUCACAUCAUAUAAGUUGAAAAAUUGGCCAAACCAUCAAAAAAAAAGAGCAACACUUUUUCUAAAGAUUAUAAAAUCCCAACAAAACAGAUUUUAUUCUGUGGAGCUAAAAGCACAGUUCACUACAAGCCAUCAUGUUAGUCCAGCAGCUCACUGGAAUAUGAUGAGGAUUAAAGUCCUCUGAAACCUCAAACUUUCUAUCAUGUUGAACUAUAGCAAUAUCUGCCCUCACUUUACCAAUAUGGUUUUGUAAUAUUUCUGUGAAAAUAUGCUGGUUAGUUACAGACUCGUCAAAAUAUUUUCUUGUCAUACUUGGGGCAUUUUUCUGUCAUUUUAUACGACAGAGGACAAAUCCACACAUGUCUUCAUAAGUUAAUUUUGUAAUAUAUGUCAGUUUUUUAAAAGGCAUACAGUGUUGUACAGAUCAAGCAAGAUGAUCCGUUAUCAUUGAUUUGUGCAACAUGAUCUGCUUCAGUUCAUACAAUAUCUAUAAAAUCAGUCCUGUUUGAUACAUUAAUGAAAAAUGCUUUGUGAAUAGAGGCCCUGGAACCAUAGCUUACCUUUCCAGUAAUUGAAGAGAUUAUUUGUACAAUAAACAAGGCUUUAAAGGAGAUUAUAGCGCAAAUUAUAGCGCAAUGUGCUGUCUCUUGGGUAAAUUUUGUGUAUUAAAAAAAACUUUCACCUUCACGGCUCUCAAAGUAAAAACAAAUAUGUUUUCAUGUUUUGUAUCAGAGUGAUCAGUAUGUUCUCUGCAGACUUUUGAUGGAUUUUACUUUACACUGAAAUGUAGCCUAGAUAAGACUAAUUUAUAAUCCUGUGUCUCAAAGCAAAGGCUACUUAGCACAUGCUCUCUGUACAAAGAAAAUAAUGUAAAAACAGUGCAACCCCCAAACUUUGUAAAUUUCACUGAUUGUCUGCAGCUUCUGGGGCUGGUUUCCUGGAGGAAUAUUGAACUUAAAAAUGUUCUUCCUUAUCCCUUCCUCUUGUUAACCUCAGUUAAAUUAAAGUUAUUUCUUUCUGAUGGCUGUGAGAACUGAAGACUCAAUUUAUCACUAAAACCAGCCCCUAAUGACAUUGCAUUAUGUUUUACAUCAUUCAAAACAUUUUCAGUGGCCCACUAUAAAUUUGGAUUGUUUUAAUUUAUAUAAAUUUGGUGGAAGUGGAAGGUUUUCUAAAUGUCAUUCAUUUGUCGGGGCCGCAUUCACUUUUCCACAUUUUCUGCAUUAUUUAGCAGAAUAUGUUCAUAUAGCCCAGGUAAACUAUAAAAAAAAUAAAAAUAACAAGAGGAAUUCUCCAACACAUUCUUCUAUUUGGAUUUUAUUUGCAUAUGUGCCAUUCUGUACAGUGUAUCACACUCCCUGUAAGCUCACUCUACUCCUCCUGUCGUACUAGCCAAUAUACUUGAUAAUGUUUUUGUUACUUUAUUCGAGCUGGGGAUGUUCAAUUAACAAAACAGGGUCAUGUUUGCCGAGUGUAAAUAUAAACCUUGAUCACAGACCUUCAUGAAACUUAAUAAAUAAUGUACAUACUGUAGGUAGAAUGUUAUGAGAUAAAAUGCCAUCAUUAAAUUUCAGCAAUAUUAUUUAUGCAUAAGCCUUAAUUGAUGUGCUGGUAAAUUCAAACUUUGUUAUUUGCGGAGGCUCCAUUACAGAUCUAAAUUCUUUCCCCCAUUUUUAAGUCUGUGUGCCAUUUUCAGGACGUAGCAGGAGGCAGGUGAAGUUUCAGCUCAAACUACAUGCUUAUGACACAUGAUGUAUUUCUUGCUUAAAAAUAAUGAAUGUAUUGGCAAUUCGCUUUUUUGACGAUAAUACAUGUACGUUGAACAACAGAAGUGAUGUUUGGUAAUAAAGGAUGAAAACAGUUUUCCAUUGAACAGAAAAUAUCAAGUCACUUCAAAUAAAGAAACAUUUCAAACUG
Messenger RNA from Pleuronectes platessa (European plaice), 3668 nucleotides. RefSeq names its product TIA1 cytotoxic granule-associated RNA binding protein-like 1 (gene tial1). The transcript is spliced from 12 exons. Gene Ontology annotation, molecular function: mRNA binding; DNA binding. The record is from RefSeq and is a predicted model, not a curated record. The coding region runs from base 161 to 1348 and encodes 395 amino acids. NCBI's taxonomy places the organism in Eukaryota, Metazoa, Chordata, Actinopteri, Pleuronectiformes, Pleuronectidae.